Messenger RNA from Engraulis encrasicolus (European anchovy), 10302 nucleotides. RefSeq names its product tensin 1b (gene tns1b). Gene Ontology annotation, cellular component: focal adhesion. Gene Ontology annotation, biological process: fibroblast migration. Gene Ontology annotation, molecular function: protein binding. NCBI's taxonomy places the organism in Eukaryota, Metazoa, Chordata, Actinopteri, Clupeiformes, Engraulidae. Bases 908 to 6745 code for a protein of 1945 amino acids. The transcript has 31 exons. The record is from RefSeq and is a predicted model, not a curated record.
AAACACGAAAAAGGGGGGCUUUUGUCUGUCAAAUUCAAGUCCAGCCCUUCCAGCUUCUCGGGAAUUUCAGCUGUAUAUACUUUUGGCUUGCCUCGCUUUCCUUUUUUUCCCUUCGUCCUCUCCCCCUCUCCCGUCACAUGCACGCUUGCUCACAGUGUGUGAAAGCGAGAGAGAGAGAGAGAGAGGGAGAGAGAGAGCGCGAGAGAAAGAGGGAGGGAGAAUAAGAGUGAGAGAGAGGGAAAGGGGAAUAGUAAUAGCCCGCAGCACAGACUUCCCAGAUUUUCGUGCAGCGCACGCUCGCUCAUUCAGUUCUGUUCAGUGCUUCUGCUGAAGCAGACUCUCCUCUGUGCUCCUGACUAGAUCUAGCUUAUGUACUGUAUAUACUUGGGACCGUUUUCUUUUUUUUCCCUCAGAGUAGCACAGAGUGAGUGAAUGACAAAAGCGGAGACAGAGACAGCGCAACAGACAGCAAGAGAGAGACAGACAGAGAGAGAGAGAGAGAGAGAGAGAGAGAGAGAGAGAGUGAGAAAUAGAAAGUGAAGGACAAAACAAGAAAACAAUUUGUCUUGCGACCCGGAGCCCGGUGGAGCGAGAGGCUACUACUGUGUGCACCUUCUGCCUUGGCUCUCCUUCUCGGAUUACCUCGACCUGCGCACCUCCAGGAAGGUGUGUGAGUGAGUGAGUGAGUGUGUGAGCGAGGGAGCGAGCGAACGACGGUGUGCGUAUGUGUGUGUGUGUGUGUGUGUGUUCUGUGUGAGGUCUACUACCCCUCCCCUCGGCCAGUCAGCCAGACGUCUCCAUUCUCCUCUCCUCUCCGUCCCCUCUCCUCUGCUCUGCUCUCCUCUCUGGCUCCGCUGCAGUAGUGGCAGCAGAAUGCAGUGCUAGAGUGUACGCACCGGGCUAAAGGAUGACCACCGUCAUACCGUACCAGGUUUCUACAUCGUGUGUACCAGCUGCUAACUACGAACUGGCUCCCAGUCCCAGCAACGACAUCCCACUGAAGCAUGUAGAGACUACGGGUUCUACAAAAUCCUCCAAAAGUAUGGAGUCCCGACGCAGACCUUCAAGGAGCCUCAGUCUGAUCCAGGCCAUGGAGGAGAACUAUGAGGUGGACCUGGUGUACAUCACAGAGCGCAUCAUCUCCGUCUCCUUCCCCAGCAGCGUGGAGGAGCAGAGCUACGGGGCCAACCUCAAGGAGGUGGCCACCAUGCUGCGCUCCAAACACGGAGACAACUACCUGCUCUUCAACCUCAGCGAGAAGCGCUAUGACAUCAGCAGACUGAAUCCCAAAGUUCUGGAUUUUGGCUGGCCCGACCACCAUGCCCCUGCCCUGGACAAAAUCUGCAGCAUCUGCAAGGCAAUGGACACUUGGAUGAACGCCGACAGCCAUAACGUGGUGGUGUUGCACAAUAAGGGAAACCGAGGGAGGACUGGCGUGGUGGUGGCGGCCUACAUGCACUACAGCAACAUAUCGGCAAGUGCUGACCAGGCCUUGGACAGGUUUGCCAUGAAGAGGUUUUAUGAAGAUAAAGUGCUUCCUGUUGGACAACCCUCCCAGAAAAGGUAUGUUCAGUACUUCAGCGGGCUGCUGUCGGGUCAUAUCAAGAUCAAUAACAAGCCUCUCUUCCUGCAUCACGUCAUCAUGCAUGGCAUACCCAACUUCGAAUCCAAAGGAGGUUGCCGCCCUUUCCUCAAGAUCUACCAAGCCAUGCAGCCGGUCUACACAUCUGGGAUCUAUAACGUGCAGGGAGACAGCCAGACGAGCAUCUGCAUCACCAUAGAGCCUGGUCUACUGCUGAAAGGAGACAUUUUGCUCAAGUGCUAUCACAAGCGGUUCAGAAGUCCCUGCAGGGAUGUCAUUUUCCGCGUGCAGUUCCACACGUGUGCCGUGCAUGACCUGUCCGUCGUCUUUGGAAAAGACGAAUUGGACGAGACAUUUAAAGAUGACCGGUUCCCUGAGUAUGGAAAGGUAGAGUUUGUGUUCUCCUUUGGACCAGAGAAGAUUAACGAGCCGGUUCCUACCUUCUCAGGCAUGGACCAUCUUGAGAAUGGCCCCAGUGUAUCUGUGGACUACAACACCCAGGAUCCCCUUAUCCGCUGGGACUCUUACGAGAACUUCAACCAGCGCUGUGAGGACUCCAUGGAGGACGUCAUCCAUACGCAGGGCCCACUGGACGGCAGCCUCUACGCCAAGGUCCGCAAGAAAGAGUCCCUGGACGACACGGUCACCAUCGCAGCCAACGGCCUCCCCGUGACCGUCGUCGAGUCCCAAGUCACGGGACUCCCCACGGGCGUCGACCACACCCUCGCACCCGGCGACCACGCCCUGUCCGUCAGCAGCGACUCAGGCAACUCCACCGCCUCCAUCAAGACCGACCGCACCGAUGAACCCCCGGCGAUCGGCCAACACCACCACCACCACCACCUCCAGCAACAGCAGUCGGCCCCAGCAGCAGUGAGCCAGGAGGAGGAGGAGGAGGAGGAGGAGGCUCCAGCCCUGGCACCGCAAACGCAGCCCCUCAGCCCCGAGGAGAAGCAAGAGCUGGACCAGCUCCUCAGCGGCCUGGAGGAGCCGCCCAUGCACCAGCCUGGAUACCCGGCUGGCGUAGUCGGGGGAGGCAUGCUACACCUGGUGCCAGCCCAGGUGCACGUCAACGGCCAUGGCGGCGGCAACAGCAGCAUGGACCGGGAGACGGACAUCCUGGACGACGAUCUGCCCCUCAGCCACGAGGGCAACAGCGUGGACAGCCUGGGCACCCUGUCGUCCUUCGAGGGGGGCCGCGCCACCCCCGCUGACCUCUACUACCAGGCCGAGACGCCCGUCAACGGGCAGGCAGUGGACGGGUCGUACAUGGAGAAGGUGGCCCAGCCACAGCAGCUCGCGGAGCAGCAUCAGCAGCAGCUGCAGCAGAGAGCUCCGGAGCCCAUGACUCUGGUGCGCAGCUCCUCGUCGGCACAGGAGCGCAUGGGCGACUUCUCGGGUCCUCCGUCCAGCGGCUACGCCAGCCAGAACGGCAGCAUCUACCGCUCGCAGUCCUUCGGCUCGGAGCAGCAGCAGCUGCAGCGGGGGGUCGGGGUCGGGGUCGGCGCCGGCGGCACGUUGCCCAAGGCGCCCGCGCGCACCACCAGCAGCCGGGAGGCGGUGCAGCGCGGCCUGAACGUCUGGCAGCAGUACGGCGUGCCGGAGGUGCCCUCGACCGACGGCGUCCACUUCAGCCCGGCGCUGCAGACCCACAGCCUGCCCGAGUUCCCGCGCGCCGCCUCGCAGCAGGAGAUCGAGCAGUCCAUCGAGGCGCUCAACAUGCUCAUGCUGGACCUGGACCCCGCGCUCACCCAGCCACCACCAGCCACCCAGCAGGCCACCGCCCAGGUGCCCAAGUCCUACAGCGCCCCCACAGGGGCCGGAGGAGACGGCGGAGUGGUGACCACCCAGCCCUCGUUCUCCCAGACCCAGGCCAGGCCCUCCUACCAGGCCGACAUGGGGAUGGCGAUGGGAGGCUACCCCGGAGUCGCUAGUCCCCACGCGGAGUAUCAGACUCCUGGGAGACGUGCGGAGCCACAAGUCGCUGCCGUCCCCCAGCAGAGGCCGACCGCCAUCUACACGCCAGGCCCUACCGGCAUUCCCGCCUUCCCCACCGAGGUCGAGAUCGCUCCAAACCGGACCGGCCCGACAACACCGACACCACCACCACAGCAGCAGCAGCAGGUCCAGCGUUCAAGCCCGUCGCCCACGUUCGGUGCCCAGCUGCAGCUGAAGCCCCUGAACACGUACCCUCCAUCGGGCACCAGCAGCGCCCCUGUGGUGGUGUCACCCUCCCCCGAGCCACAGGAGGCCCCAGCAGCAGCCACCCUGAGCAGCCAGUCAGCCUCCUCCUCGCCCAUCCCCAAGGAGAGCCAGCCAGAGGAGACAAGCAUCAACGUGGAGGGCUUAGUCGCACACCGCGUGGCAGGAGUCGAGUCUCGUGACGUACCGUCCUUCCAGAAUGAUGUCCUGGGACACCAGCGCCUCCCCAUCGAGGGAGGAGGAGGAGGAGGAGGAGGAGGAGCCGUCCCGGAGCCCCAGAGCCCUGUGGAGACGGAGCCGCUGCGCUCCCCCAUCCGCUGCAUCUCCCCCGAGCUGGCCAACACCAUCGCCCUCAACCCCGGGGGGCGGCCCAAAGAGGGAUUGGGAUGCAUCAAGCACAGCUACCGGGAGGCCUUCGAGGAGGUGGACGGAGGGCCAGUCAGCCCCACCCCCACCCCCACCAUCGGUGGUGAGGUUUUCCCCCAAACCCCCGCCUUCCCUGUCUCGCCACAAACCCCUUACUUCAACAUGUGUCGCUCGCCGCCGGGCCUGGCCAAAACGCCCCUCUCCUUCCUGGGCCUGAAGCCCCACAACCCAGCGGAGAUCAUACUCAACCAGACUGGCUCAGAGCCGCGCAGCUACGUGGAGUCGGUUGCGCGAGCGGCAGCAGCUCCCUCCUCCUCCGUCCCCGCCAGCCAUGACAGCCCGGACGCCCCCGCCGUCGCCCCCGUCCCCAGCCCGGUCCAGACCAGCGCUGCCGUCCCAGUCCAGCCUGUAGCCGUCCCCGAACCCUCGCCCAUGUUCAACGCCCCGCUGUCCUCCAGCAGCCCCAUCCACACCCCCGAGAGAGAGCUUACUCCAGUGGACAGCAGUGUGGUCCUGCACCCCUCCCCUCAGCCCGGCGUGGACUCCGGAUUCCGCUCUCAGCCGUCGGAGCAAAGUGCCUCCCGCACCCCCACCCCCUCCUCCUACCCAUACCCGGCCUCCGGCAGCCUCUCUGGAAGCUACAUGAACCCCGACUUCAGCAGCUCGUCCCUGCCCGACAGCAGCAGCCCGGCCAGCCUCCCCGGCCUGCAGCCAGCCUCCGCGAGCCCAGGCACCGGCCCCCUGCUCUUCCAGCAGCCUGCCCCGGCCAGCCCCCGCGCCUUGCACCGCACCAUCACCCCCGUAAUGGCAGCGGCCCCUCCCAGCCCGGGCAUGCAGCGCCGCAUGCUCAGUCACGACAGCCCCGUCCUGGGCCGGCAGCCCUCGCCGUCACCGGCGUCCAACGGCUUCCAGCAGCCCGGCCUGAUGCCAGCAGCAGCAGCAGGAGCCGCAGGAAUAGGAGCAGGGAGCCCGAUCCUGGGUCGCCACCCUGCCAUGGCCUCCACAGCCACCCAGAGCAGCCCGGUGCUGAGCCGGCAGCCGCCCAUCAGCCAGGGCACCCAGAGCAGUCCCGUCCUCAACAGGCAGCCGCCGUUCGGCCAGCCGGUCCUGCCGGUCCAAGGCCACAGUCCGGUGCUGAGCCGGCAGCCCUCCGUCGGCCUGGCCACUCAGAGCAGUCCCGUCCUCAGCCGGCAGCUGUCCCUGGGGCACCACCCCAACCAGAGCAGCCCUGUGCUCAGCCGGCAGCCCUCCCUGGGGGGCCACCCGUCGCAGCAGGGCAGCCCCGUGCUGGGCAGACACCCGUCCCUGGGGCAGGUGGCCCAGGGCAGCCCCAGCCUGGACCGCCAUCCGAUGUACAACAGCGGCUACACCACGCCGGACGAGCGGCACGGCGCCCUGUCACGCCAGAGCAGCUCCUCGGGAUACCAGCCACCCUCCACGCCCUCCUUCCCGCUCUCGCCGGCCGGUUACCUGGACGGGGCCGGGUUCAGGCAGGGCAGCCCCGCGCCCCCGCUGCAGCAGCCCCAGCUGCCCGAGAAGAGGCGCAUGUCGAGCGGGGAGCGGCCCAACGGGGGCCUGUCCUACACUGGCACGCUCAACGGCAAGAUGUCCUCGCCCAUGUCCAGCGGGGGCAGCACGCCCAACGUGCAGCACUUCCACACCCUGCCUGACUUCUCCAAGCUCGCCAUGUGUGAUGGCAGCCCUGAGACCAGGUUGAAUGUAAAGUUUGUCCAGGACACAACCAAGUUCUGGUAUAAGCCAGACAUCUCCCGAGAGCAAGCCAUCAGCGUGCUGAAGGACAGGGAGCCGGGGGCGUUCAUCAUCCGUGACAGCCACUCCUUCAGGGGAGCAUACGGACUGGCCAUGAAGGUGUCCUCGCCACCCCCCACCGCACAGCAGCCCAGCAAGAAAGCCGGCGACGUCACCAACGAGCUGGUGCGUCACUUCCUCAUUGAGACGAGUCCGAAGGGAGUCAAGCUGAAGGGAUGUCCUAACGAACCCUAUUUUGGAUGCUUGUCGGCGCUGGUCUAUCAACACUCCAUAACACCCCUGGCACUGCCCUGCAAGCUGGUCAUACCAACCAGAGAUCCUCAUGAUGAGAUCCCGGAGAUAGUCACUCCUACCAACCCUGCGACAGAGCUCCUCAAACAGGGAGCAGGGCAGAAGGCUCCUACUGAAUCCCAUGCCUGCAAUGUCCUGUACAUCAACUCUGUGGAAAUGGAGUCCCUCACGGGGCCACAGGCCAUAGCCAAGGCCAUCUCCGAGACGCUGGCGACCAGCCCCGCAUCCUCCUCCGCCACCAUCGUUCACUUCAAGGUGUCAACGCAGGGCAUCACUCUGACCGACAACCAGAGAAAGCUCUUCUUCAGGAGACACUACCCUAUCAACACAGUCACCUUCUGCAACAUCGACCCACAGGAGAGGAAGUGGAACAAGACAGAUGGGGGCACUGCAAAGUUUUUCGGAUUCGUGGCCAGGAAGCAAGGAAGCACAACAGACAACGUCAGCCACCUCUUUGCCGAGAUGGAUCCUGACCAGCCAGCCACUGCCAUUGUCAACUUUGUCUCCAAAGUGAUGAUGAGCCAGAAACGAUGAUCUUGCUCUUAACUCUCCUUCUUAAUCCUAACCCCCACCCCCCAAGAGGACAUUUCAUUUCUUCCUAUUUUUCUUUUCCCCCUCACAUUAUUUUUUAAAAUUUUGAUUGUUUUAAUGUAUGCAUACACGGUAUGUUAAUGUGUGUGAGCGAGCAAGAAAGAGUGCAUGGGUGCGUUGUGCUGUUUUUUUAUGUUGGGAAGGCUUCUGGGAGUCGGCUGAGACGGGGACAGAGGAAGUGCAGAGGGUGGGGCGUGGCUUGUGUGAUGGGUGGCGGAGGGGUGGGGGCAAAUAGACUCCACCUCCCGGAAGGGGUGCCUGUAAAAAAAAUUAUCGGCAGAGGAGGUUUAUGCUUAAGUCAGAAAGCUUUUUUUUAAUUUUAUCCCAAGGGAGAAAACGGAAAAGCUGAUUCUAAAGAGAGAUGACCGGGUGAGAUGAGCUGAGAUCGGGCUUUUGGAUUGAUCAACCAAAGAUAAAAGCAGUCAGGAUGAAAUAUGUACUUAUUGAGGACUGUCGUUUUUGUAAAAAAUUAAGACUGCAGAAUCAAAGAUGGUCUCAGUUUUGUUUUUUUUGUUGUUUUUUUCUAUACACAUGCAUCAAUACUGUUCAUAGUUUGACUUCAUGUAAGGUGCACUUAUGCACUUACAGUACUCAUGAUUAUUUUUCUUGUUUGAGAUGUACUUAACCCAGUGGUUGGCUUUUGCUGAUGAAGAGCUGUUAAGGCUUGUGGAUUUCAAAGGGCUUCUCUGUACAAAGAAAAAAAAAUACUCAGACCAAAAUGUUAUAAUCAAAUACACUGUGGUCCAAAUUCCACUGUUUUUUUUUUCAUUUAAUCUAUUUCCUUUACUGUUUUUUUAUUUGAUGUUUUUUUGUUGUUGUUUUUAUCAGCACUUCUGACGAUGCCAUGAAGUCUUAUUGUAAUCAAUCCUUGAGCACCCAGAUUUCAGUGGAUAUGGAGGCUGGUGGUGGUUGAGCACCCUGCCCUGCCUGCGUUGGAGACCAGGUCAAGGCUGAGAUGAACGGGUCGGGGAGGGUUGAGGAAGAGGAGUAAGUGAGGGGCGUGCAGUGGGGCUUUACUGUAGUUGCAGCUCUGUGAUGUGGUGGCCCGCCAGCCACGCGAUGUGAUGCGUCGCCUCUUUUAGCCACUUUAGCUCCCACGUCGUCCACUCCACACUGGUGCCACUCACUCUCCUUGGGGGUGGCGUCUCCCACUCGAACCUUUGAGCACACUGGAGGAGACUGGCCCCUGGGGUGCUAUACUGCAGGCCCAGGCCUGGGCCGGGAUCUUUGCACUGUUCGGCAUGUACUAGUACACAUGUAUACCCUUCACCCCCACCUAUUCUGCUCACCGCUGUCCCGUCCCCACCCCACCCCACCCCACGCACCACUCCCAACUACUACUUUGUGUACAUCAGUGUGUGUCUUUGUGUCUCACUCUCAACUCUGGCAUUUGUCCUUGUGUCACAUGAGAGAAGAUUCCGGGGGAAAGAAAAAAACAGGACCUCCUGCACCUGUUAUUGACUCUGCCAGCAGCUACAGCCUCUGUCUGUCUGUCUGUCUGUCUGUCUGUCUGUCUGUCUGUCUGUCUGUCUGUCUGUCUCUCUUACCGUCCUGCCCUGCCCUGCCCUUCCUCUCUGCCUGUCCCUCCGGCCGCACCCCCACCCCCACCCCCACCCACACUGCUUCUCUCCCAUAGCGCUCUCUGGCUUCCUCCUGUCUACACGGCUCAUAGGCACCAGACAAGUGACUUUUGUAGAACUGAAGUAGCUUCAAAUCAAUGCGCUGCGCCAGGCCUUACUUUUAAAGGGCAAAAAAAAGACAAAAGAAGAAAAAAAAGAAUGAAAAAAUGAAAUACAAACACACAGACAUCAUACCCUAAAGUAAGCUAUAUAUAUAAAACUCUAAAAAGUGACUCUACUAAAAUAUUUAUUGUUUUAUUUUUGUGUGUUUCUGUUUUUGUUUUGUUUUCUUUUUUGCUAUGUUGCGGCUACAGUAUGUUAACUCAUAUAUACAUAUUAUAUUGUAUAGUCUACAUAAAGAUUACUGACGCAAUGGAAAAAGUACUCUGUAUUUUGGCUAAGGUUUGAAAAAUCGAUGCAUUCACGUGUGUAAGAUGUAAAAUGUAUGUAUUUUAAAAUGCUCAUCAUGUUUUUGAAUAUUUUUCCUUCUGCUCAUCAGACUGAAGAUUCACUUCUGUGUGGACAGACUGUGGUAGACAGAAGAAAGAUUACUGUUUGUAAAAAAAAGAAAAAGAAGAAAAAAGAAUGAAAUGUUAAAUGCUGUUUGGUGUUGAGGCUUUUGUAUCAACAGAAACUAUACGAGGAGACUUUUGAGGUGUGCAAAUUAGUGAGAAGAUUGAGAUUCAGCUCCAUAUUAGUACUAUGCAGUUAUUUUCUUAAAUCCCCCAUGUUGCCUCACCUGCGUUGCCAGAUGCCAAAAACUGUAGUAACCCACAGUGGUGUCUCCAGUUUGCCACAUGAACGCAUUGUGUUUGCUGCUGCCCUCUUGUGGUGUAAGGAAGUGUUGCCCUCACCUAAACCAGUGACACUGCAGCCCUGCUAAACUUCUGCUGUCCUCCUGCUAACUACUACUACUACAGUGUUUUAGCUGUUGCCCUUAUACAAUCCUUAUAAAAGUAAGACGAAUAGUAAUGGCUAAUAUUUUAGCUCCUGAAAACCAGUGGUUUAAAACAAUGUUAAGUUUAGAUACGUGCAUAAACAGGAGUUGUGUUUCAGUUCAUUAUUUUGUGUUAAGCAACCACCUCCCACAGCUGUGUGUGUAAAUACUUUGUUUCUCGCCAAAGACUCGAAAAUCAGUGUGUACUUCCAUUGGGUAUUAGAUUACACCGUCCCUCAAAUUUUGACAGUAGUUAACGUGCCAUUUUAAUGGUUAUACAUUUUCUUGAUAUGAAAUCACUUACUGGGGAGGGCAACAGACUUUAAAAGAUCACUUGCCAAUAGACUUACAAUUGUACUCCAAUGUUUAGUUUUUUGUUAAGCACUUAUUUCUGGUCAUAAGACAGAAGCCUAUUAUAAACAAUCAGCAGCUUCUCACCGUUCUGCAGUAGCCUACGCCUACACAAAAAAUGCACACCAACUGUGUUUUUAAAAUUGCGAGCGACAGUGGCUUGCUCAGGCCCACUAAGAAUUGGAUAUUGUCCGCAACAUUUCUUAUUUAUUCUGCUGUUUAACUCACCACCAGAUAUGAUUGACCGCAAUGCAUUGAUGUUUGUCACGUAGUCAUCAUUCAUGUCUUCAAGUUGUUUUUUUCUGUCAAGAAAACCAUGAGAUAGCAAUGAAACGUUAUGCAUUUAAUGUCGAUUCCUGACAUUGGUUUAUGUAAUCCUGAAAAGUGUUGUGUCCUUAAACUUUAUGGACAAUAGCUCUUGAACAUAAUGGACAAUAGGUCUUGAACUAGACUGUGUGAAUGUGCUUUCUCCCACUGUACAUACAUACCAUGUGUUUUUAUUUUUCUUCAUGUAUGGCUUCUUUAUUUUGAAAAACAUAUUAAAAGCAAUACAAUAAGUUACAUUAAAAUAUACUGUUGCUUGAAAUUACAUC